AUCCAUUGCCGGCAUUCAACAAAGCAUAAACCCAACAAAGUAGCAGACAAGCCAAUAGCCAUGUCUUGUUCCGAAGCCACUAGGCCCUUUCCUAUCAAAACCGUGGUGGUUUUGAUUCAAGAAAACCGUUCCUUCGAUCAUAUGUUGGGAUGGAUGAAGACCCUUAACCCAGAAAUCGAUGGUGUUUCAUCAGCAGACGAAUUCUACAACUCUCUUUCCACAACCGAUCCAAGCUCGAAGAAGGUUUACUUCGGGGACCAGUCUAACUAUAUUGACCCUGACCCGGCUCACUCGUUCCAGGCCAUCUGUGAACAAGUCUUUGGCUCACCUUGGGGACAGUCUUCUUCAGGUGAUGAGCAGGUUGUCAAGAUGAAUGGGUUUGCUCAGAAUGCAGAGACCACACGGAAAGGUCUGUCGGACACAGUCAUGAAUGGUUUUAGGCCCGAAGCCCUACCAGUUUACAGGGAACUGGUUUCGCAGUUUGCUGUGUGUGAUCAUUGGUUCUCUUCAGCCCCCACUUUUACACAGCCGAACAGGCUGUUUGUGCAUUCUGCAACUUCGCAUGGUUUAAUCACCAAUGACGUGAAGAAGCUGGUCGAAGGUUUUCCACAGAAGACGAUCUUCGACUCACUGGAUGAGGCUGGGUUCACUUUCGGAAUAUAUAAUCAGCAAUUUCCUUUUACGUUGUUCUACAGGAACCUUAGGAAACACAAGUACAAGAAUAAUUUCCAUAACUUUGACGUUGAAUUCAAGAGUCACUGCAAAGAGGGGAAGUUGCCUAACUAUGUGGUGAUUGAACAACGAUAUUUUGAUUUAAUAUUGUUGCCAGCAAACGAUGAUCACCCCCCACACGAUGUAUCACAGGGGCAAAAAUUUGUGAAGGAGGUUUAUGAGGCACUGAGAACAAGUCCGCAGUGGAAUGAAAUCUUAUUCAUAAUCACAUACGAUGAGCAUGGCGGAUUCUAUGACCAUGUCCCAACUCCUACUGGAGUCCCCAGCCCAGAUGACAUUGCAAGUCCUGAGCCAUUUAACUUCAAUUUUGAUCGCCUUGGCGUUCGGGUGCCUACGAUCUUCAUUUCUCCAUGGAUUGAGCGAGGAACAGUGCUACACAGACCUUUAGGACCAUAUCUUUCUUCAGAGUUCGAACACUCUUCCAUUCCAGCAACAGUGAAGAAGAUUUUCAACCUGAAAGAGUUUUUGACAAAGCGUGAUGCAUGGGCUGGAACUUUUGAGACUGUUUUGAUGAGGGAGAGUCCAAGAACAGACUGCCCAGUAACUCUGCCCCUGCCGCUACAAUCCCUGAAAUUGCAACUAGGUGAUGCAAAUGAAAGAGCAAAUCUAAGCGAGUUUCAAGCAGAGCUGGUGCGAGUGGCAGCUACACUAAAGAGGGACUAUAAAAAAGACAUUUAUCCAGAGAAGCUAGUAGUGGACAUGACGGUUAAAGAUGCUGCCGCUUACUGUGAAGAUGCCUUCAAGAAAUUCUUAGAAGGAUGUGGGAAUGCCCAGAAUGGGGCUGGUGAGUCUAAGAUUAUUCUGUUACCAGCUUCACCAUGACUAUCACACGCCUCCUAAGAGUGGACUCCACUCGCAUAACCACCUUCAAUAGGUCAAAGUCCUUCACCCACGAAAUGUUUGCUUGUUUUGUUUGCAGUAAUAAAAAUUAAAUUAUCAUUUCAUGAAAUACAUUAGAUCUUCUAUAUUUCUAGAAUCUAGAGGUAGACCGAGUGGUUUAUAUUAUAAAUCACAUUUUCAUGUACAAAAUUCCUUCCAUUAUUAAUCAUCUUCUUGGUAUUAUA
Molecule: messenger RNA, 1796 nt
Organism: Nelumbo nucifera (sacred lotus)
Lineage: Eukaryota; Viridiplantae; Streptophyta; Magnoliopsida; Proteales; Nelumbonaceae
Product: non-specific phospholipase C4-like
Biological process (GO): phospholipid catabolic process
Molecular function (GO): hydrolase activity, acting on ester bonds
Source: RefSeq, a predicted model, not a curated record